Centruroides sculpturatus (bark scorpion) is the source of this 866-nucleotide messenger RNA. Its product is annotated as protein white-like. Gene Ontology annotation, molecular function: ATP binding; ATP hydrolysis activity. The record is from RefSeq and is a predicted model, not a curated record. Lineage: Eukaryota; Metazoa; Arthropoda; Arachnida; Scorpiones; Buthidae. The transcript has 4 exons. Gene Ontology annotation, cellular component: plasma membrane. Bases 243 to 671 code for a protein of 142 amino acids.
CCUUAUCACAGUCUAAUAUGUUUGGAAGGAUCAAACUCUGCUCUUAAUUGUAGUCGAAUAUAGGCUAAAACCCAUACUUUUUCCUCUCAUAAAUAAAUUACUUUAUUAGGCAAACAUUAAUAUAAUUUGUAUUAUUACUUCUUAGCUACAUAAGGGCAAUUUCGGCUUACGUGCAGCAAGAUGACUUGUUUCUACCAGGUUUAACCGUCAGAGAACAUUUAAUUUUUCAGGCAAAAUUACGAAUGGAUCAUAGAACAACCAGGAAAGAACGAUUACAGAGAAUUGAAGAAAUUUUAAAAGAGUUAGGACUUAAAAAUUGCGAGAAUACAAUUAUAGGACAACCUGGAUUCAAGAAAAGUUUAUCCGGAGGCGAAAGGAAACGUUUAACCUUCGCAACUGAAAUCUUAACAGACCCAGCAUUACUGUUCUGUGACGAGCCAACUACUGGUCUCGAUUCAUUUAUGGCACACAACGUAGUCAGUAUAUUAUAUGAAAUGGCUUCUAAAGGGAAGAUCGUUAUCUGCACCAUCCAUCAACCGUCUUCUGAAGUCUUUCGAAUGUUCGAUAGGUUAGAAAGUUGUAUUUCUUUUUAUAAAAUGUUAUUACACGGUAAUUGUCGUAUUUGGAGAUCAGGAAACACUCGUGUUUUCCGAAAAAUACGAGCAAGAUAGCCCGACAUUCAAUGUCUGGUUCGUACCGACCUCCAAGCGUAUGUUGUCCCACUUUUCUUUAUCGAACACAAAGAUCUCCCGAUGUCACCUCCUUAAUUUCUUUCUGUGAGGCUCCGUAUAGGACAGAGUGCACGCAAUAAGGAUAAUCUAGAAAUUGAAAUGAGAUGUUUAGAGAGAAAUCGAGUGCAUGUUUGA